AUGCUUCACAGAGAUGUGAUAAGUCUAGUGUCGUUACUUUUGGUUCACUCCUUCUUACAACUACCUCACACCGCUCUAGAUAAAGUGCCUGCUGUCUUUGGAAGUUCUGCUCAGCUCAGGUGCACCAAAUUAAUAAAAACGGACAGCGAAUAUGGGGACUGCUUCGACUACCGCUACAAGGGUUAUAAUGGCUGCAAACAUGUCUGGAUGAGAAAUGAUAAAGAGCUCACCCCGGGUGCUAAAUACAGUUUUAAAAGCAGUCUUACAUUUGAUUACUGUGAGACAUUUCAAGGGACCACUGAUAUCGUGAACGGCAUGAAUAUUGCAGGAGAUGAUGGCUACACAAAUAUGAAGUGCUUAGCAUCGGCCCUCACUAUAACAAACGUGACCAAGGCCGACCUUGGUGAGUAUCAGUGCAAAUUGACUGAUGAUCAGGCAGAGACUAGGAUAUACGAUGUUCGGAGAAUCACAUUGGUUGACAGUGCGCUUGAAGGAACCCUCCCUAAAAAGAUAGAGUAUUUUCAGCACUUUUACACGGAUUACACCCAGUCGAUCGGAUCUAAAUUGUUGAUGCAGUGCGUUGUGACGGGGGGACCUGUUCAUUGGUUUAUCGGAUUUGAUUCUGACCAAUGCAGAAGAUGGGAAGAACAGUGUGAUAGUAAUAAGAGUAACCAGAACUCUUGUGUGAAUGACACCGUUCGGCCCAUUGAACAGAUCAGUAAAAUGGGCAGCUGGCAUUGCUUUAAUUACAACAUUGAGCAUCACAACCCAUAUAAUGGUCUUGAACAAGUCACAGAAUCCUUCAUUCACUUCGAAAACAUAUGUGCACUGGACUGGGCCGGAAUAUACUGCAGUGCCGACCCGGAAGGUACAGUCAGGUCUGAGCAGGGUGAGCUUGUUAUCAGGAGCCAAAGAUCCAACUGGUAUCAUAGGGAUAUUGUGAAUACUUUGGGUUAUGUGAUGCCACCUAUUAUUAUCACUAUCUUCUUCUUAGUAGGCACGAUUGUAGCGAUUGUCCGUGUCCACACCUUCUGAGGUAAAAUCUGUAACUAACUGUCUAAAAACUUACCUUUAGUGAAGGCCGAUGGUCAACCAAUAGUAAUGUUGGAGCUUGGUUUGAACAAAUACUGACCUCCUUUUACACCAUGGGGGAGGUCUCUCGCAAAUGCGAGAAGAAAGAUCCCGGAGAGGGCAUUAUUGGGCAUUGGCAGGUUGCAUAUUUUCUUUUAAAUUUAAAAA
Messenger RNA from Bolinopsis microptera, 1239 nucleotides. RefSeq lists its product as uncharacterized. The transcript is spliced from 2 exons. Bases 1 to 1035 code for a protein of 344 amino acids. NCBI's taxonomy places the organism in Eukaryota, Metazoa, Ctenophora, Tentaculata, Lobata, Bolinopsidae. The record is from RefSeq and is a predicted model, not a curated record.